AUGUCUGCUGAAACUGCCACGUCUUUCCGUUCUGCUCCCAGAAAAUUCAUCAAGCGUCCUGACGACAAGGCGCUCAAGGAGGAGAUUGAAGGGUUGAAGAACGAGAUCAAGAAGUUGGACUUAGCCAACAACGAGCUCACGGCCCAGAUCAACAAAACCCAAGUUGAGGAUGGUGCCCAGAAGAAGAGAAGCAAGUUGCAAGAAGAAUUAAAGUCUUUGAUUCAGCAACAGUCUGCUUCUAAGAACGAGAGAAACGCCAUCAACGACCAGAUCAAAAACAUUGACGGUCAGAUGAAGAAGAGAAUCGCCGAGAUCCAGGCUCAGACCUCGAAGAACAACUUCAAGACAGUCGGUGAAAUCGACUCUAGAAUCAGCUACUUGGACGGUUUGAUUGAUGCUGGUGACUUAAAGUUGGCUGACGAACGUAGAUUUGUCAAGGAGAUGUCCGCUUUGCGUAAAUUGCGUAAGGAUUUUGGUGGUAUUGAGAAGACUCAGUCUUUGAUCGAUGCUGACAAGGUCAAGAUUGCUGACUUGAAGAAGAAGUUGCUGUCUUUCCAGAACAAGGAAUUGAGUGCUCGUUUUGACGCUAUCCAGAAGGAGUUGGACACUAUUAAUGAGGCCAACAAGUCUCUUUAUUCCAAGAGACUGACAUUGUUUGACAAGAGAACCGAAAUCAAGAAGCAAAAGGAUGAGAAGUACAACCAGAUCAGAAAAUUGAGAGCUGACUUUGACGAACAGUUCGCCAAAUUCAAGCUGACUUUGGCUGAAGAAAAGAAGAAGAGAGAUGAAGAAUACAAACAGAGACAGGCUGAAGAGAAGCAGGCCAAGAGAAAGGAGGUCGCCGAACAGCAAUUGGCAGAAGCUUCUGUUCCAGCUUUUACUACAGAGAUCAACUCCAUCCACAACUUGUUGUCUUACUUCGAUCCUUCCUAUGUCAAGCCUGCUCCAAAGACUGCUGUAGCCACUAACGGAAACUUGCCAACCAACAAUAAUAUCAGAACUGUAGAGAUGCCUUCUGAUGUAGUUGUUAUCAAGAAGGAACAGGAGGCCUUCUUUGCCGGUUCCAAGUCCAAGAAGUCAAAGCAGAGAAAGAACAAGACCAAGAACUUCACCGUAGACCCUGACGUUAUCGUGUCGUUGUCGGACUUGAGCAUUCCUUUCCCUACCAAGGAGGAAGAAGUAACCUCUACAGUAGAGGUCUUGAAGGAAACCCUUUCUGCUCUUGAAGACAAGCAGGAAGAACAGACCAAAACCAACAUCGAAAGGGCCAAGGCUAGAAUCGCCAAGUUGGAAGCCGAAGAAGAUGCCAGGGAAGCCGAAGAAGCUGCUGCUGUUGAUGAAGAAGAAGAAGUUGCCGAAGAAGAACAAGUCAAUGGCGAAGCCUAA
Scheffersomyces stipitis CBS 6054 is the source of this 1386-nucleotide messenger RNA. RefSeq names its product Bfr1p (gene BFR1). NCBI's taxonomy places the organism in Eukaryota, Fungi, Ascomycota, Pichiomycetes, Serinales, Debaryomycetaceae. Gene Ontology annotation, biological process: intracellular mRNA localization. The coding region runs from base 1 to 1386 and encodes 461 amino acids. Gene Ontology annotation, cellular component: nuclear outer membrane-endoplasmic reticulum membrane network; ribonucleoprotein complex; endoplasmic reticulum. The record is from RefSeq and is a predicted model, not a curated record. The transcript has a single exon. Gene Ontology annotation, molecular function: mRNA binding.